Messenger RNA from Pochonia chlamydosporia 170, 1614 nucleotides. RefSeq names its product major facilitator superfamily transporter. Gene Ontology annotation, biological process: transmembrane transport. Gene Ontology annotation, molecular function: transmembrane transporter activity. Bases 1 to 1614 code for a protein of 537 amino acids. NCBI's taxonomy places the organism in Eukaryota, Fungi, Ascomycota, Sordariomycetes, Hypocreales, Clavicipitaceae. The record is from RefSeq and is a predicted model, not a curated record. The transcript is spliced from 4 exons.
AUGAAUCACACAGCCGACGAACCACCCCCUCGCGACCCUGACUUCUGGGUUCCCGGUACAAUUGCCCUCAAAGAUUUACAUCGUCCCACUGACGAAGUAAUCCUACAUCCCGUCCCAACCACCAACCCCAACGACCCUCUCAAUUGGGCAUCAUGGCGCAAAAAUAUUAAUUUCGCCCUCGUCUCCUUCUACGUGCUUCUGACCUUUGUCCAGUUGGACAUUGGUUUCACAGCCUGGGAGCAGUACCAAGACGAACUAGGUUUCUCAAUUGAUCUCCUGAACGCCGGCGCAGCCAUCAACUACGGCGGCCUGGCUAUCGGCUGCAUCUUCUUUGUGCCUCUCGUCCACAAGUUUGGACGGCGACCACUAUACAUCUUCAGCACAGUCCUGCAGCUUGUAUCUUGCGUGUGGUAUGCUGUGACGGAGACGAAAGGCGACUUUAUCGGCAGCAACCUCCUCUCCGGUCUCGGCGGCGCCAUCAGCGAGACUAUUGUGCAAAUCACCAUUGCGGACUUGUUCUUCGUGCAUCACCAUGCUCUCAUGAACGGUUAUUACCUGUUCUUCACCUUUACCGGUGCCUACCUUGGCCCCGUGGCAUCAGGGUACAUCGUCGAUAGCCAAGGAUGGCGAUGGAUGUGGUGGUGGUGCGUCAUUUUGUUUGGCAUCAACUUGGUCUUGAUUCUUUUUCUUUUCGAGGAGUCCAAGUUUGUCAAUAAUAUUAGCACCGGAAUCGACGUUGAGCCGAUUCGAUCUCAGUCGGUUGGGGAUGAGAAGCACUCUGAGGCAGAGGCCGCUGAUCACGUAGAAUGGAAUAGGUCGGUUAUCCAGGUCGACCACUCUAUUCCCCUCAACAGCUACCGCCAGCGCAUGGCGUGGGUCACAAACAGCAAGACGGACUUGUUGCACGAUCUCUAUCAGCCUGUGGUGCUGCUCUUUACCUUCCCUGCCAUCACAUAUACUGCCCUCACAUUUGGUAGUCUCCUGGCCUGGUUUGCCAUUCUGACCUCUGUGCAAGCAACUUACAUGUUUGAUGCUCCGUACAACUUCUCGGCUGCCGGCGUCGGUCUGAUGAAUCUCGCGCCCUUUAUAGGUAGCAUUCCUGGUAUUUUCCUCGGUGGAUGGAUGAACGACAAGUCUAUUUUGUGGUUGGCGCGCCGGAACGAUGGCAUCUACGAGCCAGAAAUGCGUCUUUGGCUUGCGCUGCCAAUGUCACUCGUAACUCCCGCCGGUAUCCUUAUGUGCGGCGUUGGAUUGGCCUAUGGCCUGCCCUGGCCACUUGUUGCCGUCGGCUACGGCAUUUUUGGUUUCGGGCUCGUUGUCGCAGGCGACAUUGCGCUUUCCUACGCCAUGGACUGCUACCAUGAUAUUAUUGGAAAUGCCCUUGUUGGCGUCAUCUUCACACGAAAUGCGUUUUCUGUGGUUGUGCUGUUCGCCCUGACUCCAUGGAUCACCGGCAUGGGGCUACGUAAUGUGCAUAUUCUUGUAUCUGUUCUUUGUUUCACAAUUCUGCUUAUACCUCUUGUAUUGCUCCGUUGGGGCAAGAAAUUCAGGGCUGCGUCUGCCAAAGCCUACAAGAAUUACGCUAGCAGGCAGCCGACAACUCGCGACGUCUGA